Ophidiomyces ophidiicola is the source of this 654-nucleotide messenger RNA. It is a transcript of the gene ubc8, whose product is annotated as ubiquitin-conjugating enzyme E2 H. The transcript has 7 exons. Gene Ontology annotation, biological process: ubiquitin-dependent protein catabolic process; protein polyubiquitination. Bases 1 to 654 code for a protein of 217 amino acids. Gene Ontology annotation, cellular component: nucleus. Gene Ontology annotation, molecular function: ubiquitin conjugating enzyme activity. The record is from RefSeq and is a predicted model, not a curated record. NCBI's taxonomy places the organism in Eukaryota, Fungi, Ascomycota, Eurotiomycetes, Onygenales, Onygenaceae.
AUGAGCAGCCCAAAGCGAAGAAUUGAGACAGAUGUCAUGAAGUUCGCCGAUUCUUUAGCAUCCUAUGAGUCGUUGAUGAGUGAUUAUGAGGUUACGCUUGUUAAUGAUAAUAGUGAUGUAUGUGAUAAUAACCUCUAUGUCCCAAACUUAGCUUCCGAUGCUGACGGCCGGCCACUUAACAGGCAGGAAUUUUAUGUCCGUUUCAAGGGCCCAGAAGAGACACCGUUUGCUGGAGGACUUUGGAAGGUUCAUGUCGAGCUACCUGAUCAGUAUCCCUAUAAGAGCCCGAGCAUUGGCUUUGUGAAUCGUAUAUAUCAUCCGAACAUUGACGAAUUAUCUGGUUCUGUCUGUCUCGAUGUGAUAAAUCAAACCUGGUCUCCAAUGUUUGACAUGAUCAAUAUAUUCGAAGUCUUCCUACCGCAACUUUUACGUUACCCAAAUCCGUCAGACCCUCUCAACGGAGAUGCCGCCGCCAUUUUGUUGCGAGACCCAAAUAAAUACGAUUUAAAAGUUAGAGAAUACGUUGCAAAAUAUGCAAGUAAAGAUUCCGCCGACGACGCUGGCGAAGACUCGGGCGAGGACGAUGAAAUGAGCUCGGUGGGCAGCUAUGAGUCUGGUGGCGAGGAACCAGCUGGGGAAAUGGAUGAUGUUUAA